AUGUCUCGCUCAUUCUCCCAAUCCCCGCGAAAUCUACAGAUUCCCAACGGGACCUCGGUCGAGAACAUCGCAGCCCGACCGAAUGGCAAUCUCGAAAUUGACCCUUCAAUCCCCAGCCCAGCCCAUUUGGUCCACCAGUUCAACGGCGCGGAAGACGCAGAUGGAAUCACAGAGCUGUCGCCGGAUAUCUAUACAAUAAUUGCAUCUAAUCCAGUCUAUACGAUCGAUCUCAGAACCCACGAAAAUAUGCCCCAGCCAGUUCUGAUCGCAAAACUGCCUGCUGGAUAUUUGAACGGCAUAGCUGCUCUAGACGAAGGAAAAGCAGUCGCCAUAACCGACUCCCAGCUCGACCUUAUAUGGCGUCUCGAUAUCCGCACUGGAAAUUACAGCGUGAACCUGAUCCACCAAGACGAGACAAAAAUCGUGACAUGGGUUUGUUGCUUGGUGUCAACGGGUUGA
Messenger RNA from Penicillium hordei, 459 nucleotides. RefSeq lists its product as uncharacterized. The record is from RefSeq and is a predicted model, not a curated record. NCBI's taxonomy places the organism in Eukaryota, Fungi, Ascomycota, Eurotiomycetes, Eurotiales, Aspergillaceae. The transcript is spliced from 2 exons. Bases 1 to 459 code for a protein of 152 amino acids.